Molecule: messenger RNA, 1451 nt
Organism: Bursaphelenchus okinawaensis
Lineage: Eukaryota; Metazoa; Nematoda; Chromadorea; Rhabditida; Aphelenchoididae
Source: the annotation of a GenBank genome assembly
AUGAGUAGAAAAGUAAGUUUUAUUAUUAUUUGCAGUUUUUAGAUUAUUUUCUUUGUUAUAACUUAUUUAAAUUCUCGAAAAACCUACUUUAACAUCAAAAUUCUAAAUAAACCUUUCAGAUGUCGCCAGAAGAAGAGUUGGAGAAGCAGUACCGAGAAUAUAAAGCACAGUUUGAGCAAUGGAGAGAAGCUAACAAGUAUUUUUAGCAAUUUUUUUAAUUUUAUUUUGGUGUUUAGGGGUUCAGAGGGUAGCGAAGGUUAUAUUCAGUACGUGAAGCAGUUCGAACAAUGGGAAAGAGAUGUUGAAGCUAGGAGAAAAUCUGUUCGAGCUAAAUCCGAGCAAGAUCGACGACAACAAGCUUUGGAACUGCAGCAGAAACAACAAAAUGAUGAAGGUAACGACUUCUUUUGGCUUGCUUUCUUAGUUUUCAUGUUUAAUUAAAUUUUUAAAGAUUUUUGCUCUUUUUGACCAUGAUUAAGUUAAAAUAGGUAUUUUGAUAUAAAUUUGGAGUGAAAUUAUUUUUUUUGAGUUAUUUAAAUGCUGGUUUUUAGUUUAUAUUGUUAUAGGUUUAUUUUUAAAAGUGAAUAGCAGUUUUAGGGUUUUUUAAGAUUUUAAAAUUCAUUUUAGGCAAAAGUUAAAACAAUAUUAAUGUAUUUAUGAUUUUAGACAGUAAAUAAUAGUUUGAUAUUGUUUUACAGUUAAAGGAUAAAUUAUCUUGUUUUAGAAGCAGCAGCAAGAUACGCUCAACAACAACAGAGUUAUAUGGCUAUGCAUCAAAAGGCCAUGUUGGAGGAAGAAAGGAUACGGCAGCAAAGGCAGAAUCCCCAGCCAAUUCCAGUGGAAGAUAAAGGUAAGUUUUUGAAAUUCAAAAGGUUGUAAAGGGGCUUUAAAAUAGUUUGUCUUCAAUGAACAAGUUAACUUUUAAAAUUUUGGUUUGAGAAGAACAUCAGAUUUAAAAAUUUUAAUGAAAAUUAAAUUUUAAAAUUUCAGCCAAACGAGGGCCUCACAUUCAAGCAGAACCUCAGCCAACUCUUUCCUCUCAAAACCUUCAACGUACCGCGUUGUGGGGACCAGAUGGAGCAGAUUACACUCCAGCAGAUCCAAUGUUUGCUCGUUGGGGAGCUCGAGCAGCUCCACCCAAUUACAAUGUCACUUAUCAGCCACCACCAAGUGAAGAACCUAUCAAUCCUUCGUGGUAUUUGAUGAAGAAGAUGGAAGACAAUGGAUUGUUCUACAGUUACAAUGUUAAUAUCAAUGGUUUACCUGAGAUCUCAUUAGAUGGAGUACCUGAAGGUGUGGUUAGUGCCAGUUUGAAGCCGGAGAUGGCGGAGUUCAGGAAUGAUGUGUCAUUACCUUCAUCACAAGGGAGCUUGCCAGUACAACAGAUGCCUAUUGGGAGACCUGUGGCGUUGCCUUCGGACUUUUCUGUUCCCCCACCUUCUCUACUUUAA